Lagenorhynchus albirostris (white-beaked dolphin) is the source of this 1210-nucleotide messenger RNA. RefSeq names its product nucleophosmin/nucleoplasmin 2 (gene NPM2). The record is from RefSeq and is a predicted model, not a curated record. Gene Ontology annotation, molecular function: RNA binding; histone binding; chromatin binding. NCBI's taxonomy places the organism in Eukaryota, Metazoa, Chordata, Mammalia, Artiodactyla, Delphinidae. Gene Ontology annotation, biological process: chromatin remodeling; positive regulation of DNA replication. Gene Ontology annotation, cellular component: nucleolus; nucleoplasm; cytoplasm.
CACCGAGCCGCCUUGCCCGCGGCUGACCGGUGCUGCACCCCUGGGGUGCUGGGAGGGCCGGCGGGGCAGCCGGGCGCCUCGCUCACCUCUCCCGCUCUGGGCGAUCUAAGCACCGUCCUUUGGCGGAGCGCUCCGCCGGGGUGUCCCCAGCUCGGGUGUGGGCUGCCUUGUCGGCCGGGGGUUGUAACGCGCCCUUCCUCGCAGCUGCUCGGCCCCCGCCCCGCAUCAUGAAUCGCAGCCGUACUAGCAGCACCUCCGAAAAGGCGACACUGGCCUUGCUCUGGGGCUGUGAGCUGAGCCAGGAGAAGCCGACUUGGACCUUCAGACCCCAGAAGGUGGGGAAGCAGAACUGUAUGCUGCUGCUUAGUACGAUUUGCCUGGGGGAGAAAGCCAAAGAGGAGAUGAACCUCGUGGAGAUCCUGCCCCCAGCAAGCCAGGACGACAGAAGGAGGAAGCCCAUCACCCUGGCCUCUCUUCGGGCCUCCGUCCUCCCCAUGGUUGUCCUGGCGGGAUUGGAGCUUUCUCCUCCUGUCACAUUCCAGCUCCGGGCUGGCUCUGGACCCGUGUUCCUCUGUGGCCAGGAAUGUUAUGACCAAUCCUGGGAGGAAGAGGAGGGGGAGGAGGAGGAAGAAGAGGAGGAGGAAGAAGAGGAGGAAGAGGAAGAAGAUGAUGACGACGAAGACACAGAUGUGUCCCUGGAGAAGGAGACCCCUGUCAAACAAGUCAAGAGGCUGGCGCCCCAGAAGCACACAAGCAUUGCCAAGGUGAGGGAGGGACACCCACCACCCCCGCAAAGGCUCCUCAGAAACCUGGACCAGGCCUCCCCAGUUGAGUGCGCUGAGGCCCAGGGCAACACCUGCCAGGUGCCCGGCGGGAGUCUGCUCUGCCCCUGGGCCUUGCCAGAACUCCCAAUGAUGCUUGUGUUUGGUUUCCAGAAAAAAAAGGUGGAAAAAGAGGAGGUGGCAGUGAGGUAACUCUUUCCAUCUAUUAAAUGAGCCAAAAUCUUUUAGUUGAGGUACAUCGUGCUUGAAAGAGGAUGAUGCACGUGUGUGUGCAGGUGUGUGGUACACGGAGACACAGGUGCACAGGUGUGCUGCCACUGUCGGUUGGCACAGUCUUUUUGAAAAGCAUUUAACAGUUCUUAUUUUCUGACUUCUUCCCACUUAUGGCAGUUCCUUCCAAAGAAUCCCAUCCAAGAUAUGAGGGAAAU